CAGCAGGAAUGAACAACGACCGAGCGUGUGAGCGCCACCUCUCUGCUGCGUUCACUGCUGCGUUCACUGCUGCUUCUCUGCUGCUCGUCUUUAUCUUCACUUAACAUCCGGUUUUGGUGGUCAGGUCGAGAAAAUGGCCACAUCAUCGAGUUCAAAGUUGAACAAAGCUGUGAAGCAGCAGUACAUGAGUCUUCCUCAGGGCGACAAAGUCCAGGCCAUGUACAUCUGGAUCGACGGCUCAGGAGAGGGACUGCGCUGUAAGACCAGAACUUUGGAUUCUGAACCCAAGACCAUCGAGGAACUUCCCGAGUGGAACUUUGACGGCUCCAGCACGUAUCAGUCCGAGGGCUCCAACAGCGACAUGUUCCUGAUCCCGGUGGCCAUGUUCAGAGACCCGUUCAGGCAAGACCCCAACAAGCUGGUGCUGUGUGAAGUCCUCAAGUACAACCGCAAACCUGCAGAGACGAACCUGCGGCAGACGUGUAAUAAGAUCAUGAGCAUGGUGGAGAACAACCACCCGUGGUUCGGUAUGGAGCAGGAGUACACCCUGCUGGGCACAGACGGUCACCCGUUCGGCUGGCCCUCCAACGGCUUCCCGGGUCCACAAGGACCUUAUUACUGUGGCGUGGGAGCAGAUAAAGCGUACGGACGCGAUGUGGUGGAGGCUCAUUACAGAGCCUGUCUGUACGCUGGAGUUCAGAUCUGUGGCACCAACGCUGAGGUCAUGCCAGCUCAGUGGGAGUUUCAGGUUGGCCCUUGUGAAGGCAUCAACAUGGGGGACCACCUGUGGAUCGCUCGCUUCAUCCUUCACCGGGUCUGUGAGGAUUUUGGAGUCGUGGUGUCCUUUGACCCCAAGCCUAUCUCAGGGAACUGGAACGGUGCCGGCUGCCACACCAAUUUCAGCACAAAGGAAAUGCGAGAGGAUGGCGGACUGAAAGUCAUUGAGGACGCGAUCGACAGGCUGUCGAAGAGACACCAGUAUCACAUCCGGGCCUACGAUCCCAAAGGUGGGCUGGACAACGCCAGACGCCUCACAGGUCGUCACGAAACCUCCAGCAUUGACGAGUUUUCCGCGGGCGUGGCUAACCGUGGAGCCAGCAUCCGCAUCCCGCGCACUGUGGGGAAGGAUAUGAAGGGCUACUUCGAGGACCGCCGCCCGUCGGCUAACUGUGACCCGUACAUCGUCACAGAGGCGCUGGUGCGCACGUGUUUACUCAAAGAAGAAGGGGAGGAGCCCCGGGAUUACACCAAAUGAACAGUCGCAGACAAAGAGACGUUAUGAGUACUGUAUUCAAGGAGUUGAGGUUUUGUUGAUGUGAGGUUGCAUGAGGUACUGACACCCUGUGAAAACAUGACUGACCAGUGACGACAUGAGGUCAGUCACUCACUUAACUAAAGACUUAGCUCAAGUCUACGAUAUCUUUCUCACUGUUAGACAGACUUUUUCAACAGGAAACUGAAGUUUAUAAACCACUCACUCUCCCACACCAAAGUCCAGAGAGAAAAUCAGUGAUUUUAACAUCACACACAGGAGUUGAUCCACUGCUGCCUCCAUCACUAAAUUCAAAUGUCUUAUGUGUGACGUCAGUGAAAUCCUUUGUUCAGCUUGACCUCAGUGUCACAAACUUGCCAAACAAGGCAGCAGCAGAGCAGCAGCUCCUUUGUCCCCGCCAGCUAAAAUCAGUCAUUUUCUCUAUGGACUUUGGUGUGGGAGAGUGAGAUGUUUACAAACUUGAGUUUCCUGACAGUAAGUAAAAUUACUUAAUGAAAAGCUUUGUGUAAUGUUGAGAUAGAUGGGUGUGUAUAAGUUCUUAGAUGAAUGGCAGUCCCUCAUACAAACACACUGCAACUAAACCUCUAUCACUAUCACUAUCUAUCACUUAAACCUUUAAACACUCGGUGGGUUGAUCUUUCUGUUGUUUUUUUUCCUGACAGAUGAAAUGCGUUGAUGCGCUGCUCCUGUCUUUUUCUUUGUCUUUUACCUCUCACCAUGACACUGCCUUUCUGUCGGCGACAUUGUUGUUGAACUUGUACUAAUGAAAACACAGGAUGUUGAUGUUGUAAAGGAUCCGUGAGGCGUUGAAUGUUCUUCAGCGUCGAAGCCGCUGUCGCAGUCGGGGCACAGUCGUGUUGUAGACAGUCACAAUCGUAAUGUAAGCCAAUCUACUUUUGUAUGUUUUUGAAUAACACAUGUCUGGUUUUGUGGGGGGUUUCCACUUGUAAUUGUCACUUACAAGAAAUAUGAAAUAAACUGUUAACAUUUUUA
Messenger RNA from Solea senegalensis (Senegalese sole), 2266 nucleotides. Its product is annotated as glutamine synthetase. The record is from RefSeq and is a predicted model, not a curated record. The transcript has 7 exons. Gene Ontology annotation, cellular component: cytoplasm. Gene Ontology annotation, molecular function: glutamine synthetase activity. Bases 134 to 1255 code for a protein of 373 amino acids. NCBI's taxonomy places the organism in Eukaryota, Metazoa, Chordata, Actinopteri, Pleuronectiformes, Soleidae.